CCCAACUACAUCAACCAUGGCAACGUCAAUUCCCAGAGCUGCGCGCUCUGUACUAUCAAGGGCUUCCUCAGUAAAUUCAUUUAAAGUAUUCCGAUCUGAUGUUUCAGCGGCAACAGCUUCGCGGCUGUUAUCGCCAGUCUCAAGAUCUUUCUCGACCUGCCACCGAUUCGCUGCAACGGCAGCGCCAACCUACGCACGCAAGAAUGUCGAUCCAGCAAAAGUAGCACCUCCUCCAUCGAAGCAAGACUCCAUAGACGACCAAUCGCCCAUCAAAGACAUGACCAACGGCCUGGCGGACGAACCAUUGAUUCUCGACGAAGGAAGCAGACAAGUCGACUGGACGCGCUCCUACCACGGUUUAUCCUCGCAGGCAUUCUCCAAGGAAGCCGCAGACACAUUAUUAGCGCCUAUACCUUUUGAUGAUGUGGAGGUCAAGCCGGAUGGGAUCAUAUAUCUGCCAGAGAUCAAGUACAGGAGGAUACUGAACAAAGCUUUUGGGCCUGGUGGUUGGGGACUUGCGCCGAGAGGGGAGACUAUCGUUACGGGCAAAAGUGUUACGAGAGAGUAUGCACUUGUUGCCAAUGGACGGUUGGUAUCCGUUGCACGAGGAGAACAAGACUAUUUCUCGCCCGAAGGCAUACCAACUGCGACCGAGGGCUGUAAGUCGAAUGCUUUGAUGCGCUGCUGUAAAGAUCUUGGUGUUGCUAGCGAGCUAUGGGAUCCUCGAUACAUUCGAAAGUUCAUGAAGGACAAGGCGAAACAGGUCUGGGUAGAGCAUGUGGUGACUAAGAAGAAGAAGCAGAUAUGGCUCAGGAAAGAUGACGAAGUCAGAUACCCUUUCAAGGAGUCGAAAUAUGGGUCAUAGAAGGUUGGAUCGUUCACUCCAUAUGCGCUCGAGCAUACGGAAGCCCUCGAACGAGUAGAGUUGUAGAAUAGAACGAGCGAGGGAUGCAUAUACUGUACAAGAGGUCAAUCGACACACAAUCACGACUCCACGCAAAUUCCAGCCGGAUCAGGACUUUCCAUAGACGAAGGAACCAAUAAAUAGGGUGGUAUUAGGAGUCUGCAAAUUUUCACACAGAGCUAUCGCUUUCUUUGUGUUGAAGUACUUUGCGCGCACCAGAAGGACAAUUGAUUGACUCUGCAGCCU
This is a messenger RNA of Hyaloscypha bicolor E, 1150 nucleotides long. Its product is annotated as mitochondrial genome maintenance MGM101. Gene Ontology annotation, cellular component: mitochondrial chromosome; mitochondrial nucleoid. The transcript is spliced from 2 exons. Gene Ontology annotation, molecular function: single-stranded DNA binding. The record is from RefSeq and is a predicted model, not a curated record. NCBI's taxonomy places the organism in Eukaryota, Fungi, Ascomycota, Leotiomycetes, Helotiales, Hyaloscyphaceae. Bases 17 to 865 code for a protein of 282 amino acids. Gene Ontology annotation, biological process: recombinational repair; interstrand cross-link repair.